AUGGCAAAUGAUUCGCGCAUUGUGAUCUUGACUGGAUCCAUAUUCCUUCUGUUCUUCUGUCGUGGUGAGUUCAAAUUCCCUUCAUGCACUUAAGUCUAGCUUUGAUUGAUUCGACUGAGUUAACUUUUGCGAGAGUCUCUACAUAAUUUUGUCCCCGAUGUUGCGAAAAUUAUAAGGAGAUGAUUGCAGUCCCGGGUGAACUUCGAACGAAGAACUUUUAUGUAUUUGUGUUGAUGUAAGGAUUUAUUAUUUACGCACGUUGACACAUGAAGUAGCUUGCCGGCAAAUUCAGGUGAACCAGUCAAAACGCCUCCCGCGUAAAACUGAUUCUGUCUCAACAAUCUCCAAGACCCAACCGAUAAUUUUCACAAUGAAGCAGUCUCCACCGAGAUAAUUUGACAGGAUCUAUGGAUACGAGAUCUCGAAACCAUUAUAUGGGGGGUAGUUUCGAUUGGAAAAGAGAAAGCGACCCUCCCCUUGGUAUAACUGGUGUAAAAUGUUCAAUUUUUCUGCCGUCGAGCUUGGCAAUUAUCGUAAGCUGAGGGGACGAAACAAGAAACUCAUCUUCAAGUUUACUGCUUCUCCCGGGAGGAAGGGGGGGGGGGGGUAGGCGGGGAUCUGUUUUUACCCGCAAAAGGAAAGUACAGUUUCGGUAUAUGUAAUUGUAAAUCCCGCUGCUGGAAUGUGAAAUUUUUUACUAGAAAUUUUAAGCUUCUCAGUCUUUUUUGGAUUUUCAAUAUUAAAUCAAAUCAUAUCAGGACAAUUACUUCAUGAAAGAAAACUAUUUUCAGCAGGGUAUACGUCCUAUAAGUGUAUGGAUUUUUGACUUGACCUUGUCACAGACGGGGUCAGCAAGUCUUAUCUAAUCAGCACUGUCUUUAGUCCACCAGCCAGUCCACAAAAUGAUGUGCAUGCCAACCAUACAUCAUUUUCACUGCAUUUUUACGAGUGAAAACGUUUUUCUCUCUGUCAUUUAAGUACAGAAGGGCUAGCUUGCGUGCAAGUCCUCUUCCCUGUACGGAAACAAGAGAAUUUUUGAAGUCAUGAACAAGUCGGAGUAACUUCCUGUUUUGACCUCGAGAUAAUUACCAUGCGAGCGAUUGAGUCCAAUGUCUGAUGGCGUCCUUCGUUUACCCCCACCGAAGACAGCUGCCGUCUGACACAGGCGUCGUUUUCUCAAUCCUCUGCUUAGUGAGAUUCUCUAUUAGCUGGCUACCUUAUUGGUACUUAAUUUCGCUGGUCUUUAAUUUCGCGUUUUUCACAAUUGUAAAAAAAUCGCGAAAUUAAAGACCCGCGAAAUUAAAUCUUCGCGAAAUUUAAUGCCCAUCUAGAAAAUCACAAGACAGUGCAUAUGCAUCGACAAGCUGGAGUUCCAUAUUGUAUCUUCAGUUGAGAAAUACUUCACGUUAGUUAGCAAAGAUUUCACACAUUUCUUGUUCAUUAAGGGUUCAGACCUUUUAAAAAUUAAAAUGAAGUUGAAAACGCUUAAAUCGCGAAAUUUAAUGCCCUUUCUUCAUAUUUGCCUGUUAAAAUUGCGGAAAUAAAACACCACGAAACACUUUCUCGCCAAAACCGCGAAAUUUAGUACCAAUAUAGAGUAUACAAAGGUCAAAAUAUGUGGCAAAAUGCUUUCAUUAUUAAUCAUAUUUCGCCGUUGUGGAAUAUGGCUCAAGCAAAAUAUUGAAUGUUCUUGAUGUCGAGCAGAAACUCCGGCUAGUUGUUAGCUCAGUUUUCCCGGCGCUCGCUCAAUCGCUGUUCCUAUUUUAAAAUGAGCUCGUAACCGCUACUGACAGACUCUUUAUCUGGGCCCCAGUUCUUUAUCGCCUCGGUCACCACUGGUUGAACGCCUUGAACAGGCUAGUUUUACACUUCUAGAUUUACACUUCUAGAUUUAAACAACUUAGACUUCCAACAUAAGCAAACUAAUCCUUAUUAACUCACAAGAGGAUUUAGUGUAUUUUAGUUUUGAAAAAAUGCUUCUUUUGUUUGAGAUGAGCGUGAACAGGAAAGAAUUAAGAUGGCUGUUUUUAUAGACUGCUUGCAGUCCGCCUUUUCUCUCAAAAUCCGUCUAGUUCUUAUCUUUUCCAGCGCGAUUGCAAACCACGACGUGAUGAUUACCUUAAGGGGUUGACACCAGACGAGAAAAGGCUUUGCCGCUCGCGUGCUUAGGUUUAGCCUGCGUGCAGACGAUAACUAAACUCUGAUUAGUACGGAGUUAACCAGAGUUUAAUUUCGUCUGCGCGCAGGCUAGCUUAGGUUUCGCGUGCAAUAGCUUUGCAAAGAAAAAUGACAGACUGCUCGCAGUCUACUGUUUUUAAAACAAACAAAGCAUUAAAUUCUGCUGUUGAUGGGGAACGCACCUUGUUUGGCUACACUGAUGUGGAAGUGUCCCGGGGGGGGGGGGGGGGCACCCCCAAAAUUUCCUUAACGGGGUUGGGCCGCCCAACGGGGGGGGGGUUUUUAAACCCCGGGGUUUGAACGGGGGUACCAUUUUCGGGGGGGUUUUUUAAACGGGGGUAAAAUUUUCGAACGCCCCAAAACCCCCGGUUUUGUUGGCCCCACUAAUGUUUUUAAAAAAAACAAAGCAUUAAAUUCGGCGGUUGAUGGGGAACGCACCUUGUUUGGCUACACUGAUGUGGAAGUGGCCCGGGGGGGGGGUACUCCCAUACAUUACCUAUACGGGUAUGUGCCGCUCAACGGGGUCGUGAUUUUGAAGCUCCUGGUUUAGAACGGGGUAUCCAUUUCAGAGGCGUUUUCUAAAACGGGGUACAAUAUUUCGAACGCUCGAAAGCUCCAGUUUUGUUAGCAUCCAUUUGAAUUUAUUCAAGGACAUAUUGCUUUUAAAAAUACGGUUCAAUGCUUUAACAAGCAAACUGUUAUACUCUUGUUACACCCUAGAACGGAGUAUACAAAAUUGGCCCAUUUCUAGAACGGGGUAUCAGUUUUAGAGCUAAUUCUAUAACGGGGUAUAAAAAAUUGGUCCAUUUCUAGAACGGGGUAUCAAUUUUAGGGAAAAAUUUUUUUAGAACGGGGUGCCAAUUUGGAGUCCCGGGCGGCACAUACCCACCCAAAAAAUACCCAAGUGCCCCCCCCCCGGGGGGAAGUGUGCACUUUGACUGAGCCACCACUCCUCUGUGAGAGGGGGGCGCGUUGUUUUGUACGGGGAUCUGCUGACCCAAGCACCCUCCGGACCCCCGGCCACCCAAGGAUUCUCUAUGAGUAAGAUCAGUAAGAUGCAAAGUGGGUAAAAAUCGGGCCGCAUAAACGUCUUGUAACUAUAACAGCUUAAUGGUCCUUUGAUACAAAUGAUUCAAGGUAUCCAAAUGAUGGCUUUAAAAUUUGAUAUAUCAUUUUGAAUAGAGCUGAGAAUGCUACUUCGAAUUUGAACGUUCCUCUUCUAGAACGGAGAAAUUUAGGCUCGAUUUCCGCCGCUCUCUUGGUCCUUUUCUGGGAAGGCGCGCGCGGCCGGUAAUCGACCCUGCGUUGGUAUAUGCGGUCAUAUUACAGGGUGCCGUCAUUGGUAGGCGUGUUUGGUUUCCUAUAAAUACCGGUUAUCAAGUCAGUCGGUUUUUAUACCAUGGAAUAGGGUAUUCCACAUAUCCGAAGUUACUGUACUCUUGUAUUUUGGCUUCACUACCGUGUACAUGCUUUCUAGAAGAACCAUUUUCUGUCAUGAAUUCGGUCUGAAAUAGGUGAUUUGUUUGUGGGAUUCGUUUCUACACGCUUAAGCGUGUUUACAACUAAGAAUAUUCAAAGUCUGACGUUGCAACCUUUGCCUGAUCCAUCGCGGUACGGAAACUACUUGUGUUUUCGCCAAAAUUUAUGCAGUAGGUAUAUUACUUUUUAUAGAUAAGGGGUAUUUGAAUGAUUUUGCCUGGUAUUGGUGUCUCCAGUUCAGAUGUUCAUUCUCUAUUUUCCAAUUCCCCAUAAUACACUCUGUUUGCCCCCCAAAUUUUGCAUAAACCAUUGUUUUUAAAUGCUCCUGGGAGUAUUGCAUUUUCCCAAGAGCAUUUUAAGACAAUAAGUUAUGCAAAAUUUGGGGGGCAGACAGAGUGUAUUAUGGGGAAUUGGAAAAUAGUCAAUUAAAAUAAAUAUAUGAUUCUUGCGGGUUUCUACAUGUUAUAUUUUGAAAUUGCCCUUUGGAUUCUCUGGUCACGUUCAUGAUCGAUUGACGGAAAAAGUUUAAACAAUUUGACAAAGAAGGUUCACAUCUUCUGUAAAUCGGCUACUGGACAUGAUCUUAGAGUAAUUUAACGUUUCCUUUAUUUCAUGAUGCUUAGAGCAAGCCAUAGAAUGUGGCUUCUUCAAACCAUCUGUUCAAUGGACGUCCAACUCACCUACUCCAACGCGUGCCUAGUCCUAUGCUAACAAAAUGGAUCAUCGCUCAGUCAUCACGAUUUAGUUUCGAAAGUGAACAGGUUGCUCCGUCUGGUCGCAUAUAGUCAAAGGCCGCAUUGAAGUGCCAGCUAACAUUACUUAUUGGGAGCAGAUCUCGGGUGGAGGGAAGUGUUCGACUUCCUUGGCUGUCCGUGCACACCCUUCUUACCCCAGUUUAGCCUACGAGCAAGCUCUUCAUCUGGGGAAAUCGCGAUGGCGGAAUAAAUGGAGAGCUGACUCGCAUGCUAAACCCCAUUUACACCCUCCCCUUAUUACUAAAUCCUUCCUUCUCUAAAUGUAUAUUAACAUUGUUGGUUAAAGAGAUUGCUGCUUUACAGCUGCCUCUUGGGCAUUCGUAACGUUUUAGUAAACGUUGAUCUAGGGUCCCCCGGCAACAACCAUCUUUGACUAAUAAGCGAUGGACACUGGUCUUCCUGAUUCGAUAAGACUGAGCUGCAAAUCAUUAGUUAAGAAAGGGUAGUGGAAAAAGCUCAUCGUCAGGGUCGGGGCACGUGCUCCGAAGUAGUGGUAUUCAAACGGCUAACGGGGCAAACGGACGCAACCUUGCUGGCCAACAACUCCCAAGAUAUAGCUUCGCAAAGUUGUGGAAAUGUACAGAGUUUUGUAUGGUGAGAGGAUAGUUUUUUUGCCCCCCCCCCCCCCCCCCCCCUUUACAAGUGUUUGUAAAAUUUCGCGUCUUUGAGAAGCUAUAUCCUCGUUAGUUUUUAACAAAUCACUUUCAAACUUGGCAGUUUUACUAGUUAAAGGCGCCCUUUCCAGUGAUGUCCACGGAUGUUUCCCUAACUUGUCCAUAUCAAAGUUUAAAACCGUAGAAGGGUCUAUUUUAGGGCGGUUACCAUAAGUCAGAACUGGACGGCCAUUCCCGUCCAGUUGUAAUGAGAAAUUCACUUUUAAUCAGAACUGACCAACUAGACCCGGAUAGUCUAUUUCUAAAUAGUCUGCAUGGAAAUGAUGGUUUUUAAGCAAUAUCUCGUGAAAAAAAGUCUUCUCUAUUUUCAACAUUACCUGUCCGACCGGUCAGUUCUGACUUUUCGUAAACGUCGAGAAUUUUAUUCAGGCUUUGGUUCUGUUCAUUCUUAAUUCCUUACUCUCCUCUGUCGACAGUACACUCGCUUAAAUGCUACAAGUGCACAGCAACUUCUGCAGAACAAUGUUCAGCGAGCCAAAAUGUUACAACAUGUGACGAUAAACUGGAUGGGUACCUGGAGUGUGGUAUACUAACGUAUGAUGACCAUGGUUUCCAGUACCUAAAGGAUUGUUUAUGGCCUAAAUUUUGCGACGGGAAGCAAGACAAUUGCACUAUAAAUGUCUGUAAUGAAGAUUACUGCAACGGUCCACCUCCUCCGACAACAGCUGUAAAGCCAAGCGCUGCUGGACCCAAUCCAAGCACAACUCCCACCACGACAGAGGCGGAUGAGACCAGAGCACCGCCCAGUCCACGUUCCAAUGCCAACAGAAGCCUUACGUGGAGCCUCUAUGGAAUGUUAGUGUCUGUGCUUGCUAUUGGCAAAAUGGUGGAAACUUGUAAUGUUAGUUGA
This is a messenger RNA of Porites evermanni, 5936 nucleotides long. NCBI's taxonomy places the organism in Eukaryota, Metazoa, Cnidaria, Anthozoa, Scleractinia, Poritidae. The record is from the annotation of a GenBank genome assembly.